AUGGAGAGCCAAAAAGACAAACAAAUGGGUCCUAGAACAGAUCGAGCUGGAAAUCUCCCGGGAAGCCAAGAUGACUUAACUAAGGCCGCCAUACUUUGGCCACAUCGCAGUAAAGACAGAAUGAGACAAGCAGACAUGGGACACUGUUUGAUCAAGGUACUCUUGAGGACCAUGAACCUCAUUGUGUCUGGCUUAAUAUUUACUUUCCUCUUCAUAUACCACCUGGGACCUUCACUAAAGAUAUUCCAGAUCAUGAUGUGGUAUAAACGCCAGAAAAGGGGUGUGAAAGUGAAAUAUGUUGAGCAUGAUGGCUACAGGUUCUGUUACUUCUCCCGUGGGAAGCCUGGACUCCAGCCAUCCAUGCUGAUGCUUCAUGGGUUUUCGUUCAACAAAGACAUAUGGUUAAAUGCCAUCAAACCCUUUCCUAAGGACCUCCACUUGAUCUGCCUUGACAUGCCUGGACAUGGAGAAACCACUCGCUUGCUUGAAGAAAAUUACACAGCAGCUACUCAGGCUCAAAGGAUACACCAGUUUGUCAAAUGUAUCGGCCUGGAGAGAAAGCCUUUCCAUUUGGUUGGCAUCUCCAUGGGUGGAAUGGUGGCUGGCCUUUACGCUGCACUUUAUCCAUCUGAGAUCUGCUGCUUAUCUCUCCUGUGCCCAGCUGGUCUGAGGUACCCAGCGAAUAAUGACUUGAUCAAGCAUUUGAAGAAGCAGGAGCGAUCCAUUCACUCACACAACUUCUUAAACUUGGUUUAUACCAUUCCAGCCAAAAAUAUUGAGUGA
Messenger RNA from Sceloporus undulatus (fence lizard), 783 nucleotides. RefSeq names its product monoacylglycerol lipase ABHD6-like. The transcript has 6 exons. NCBI's taxonomy places the organism in Eukaryota, Metazoa, Chordata, Lepidosauria, Squamata, Phrynosomatidae. The record is from RefSeq and is a predicted model, not a curated record. The coding region runs from base 1 to 783 and encodes 260 amino acids.